AUGGCACAGCCUGGGCCAGAGGCUCUGUGCUCUUCUCAGUUUGACCGCAGGAUUCAGCCAUGUGACACCAACUGGGAUGCCUACGCAACAACAAUGAAAAGGGCAUUCACACCAAAGACAGCAGUGGUGCCAGAUCUAAUUCGUCAUAAAAGUAUCAGAAGAUUAGGAUAUACGUAUUCACUUAGUGACCCAAUUCCCAAUCAGACACAGUACAGUGAGGAGUACAGCUGGAAAUCUCACUCUAAAGAAGAUUUGAUCAACACUGGGACUGAAAAAGGCAUCAGAAGCCACAAAGUUCACCCCCCUCAAGGGUUCUUGCAGUGGACCUUGCCUGCAGGUCACUCUCCAGCAUUAGUGCGCAGCUGCCUCCCCUGGAAAAUGGCGUCGGUGGAGGAGGUGAGGCAAGCAAUAGCCAAUCAGUUUAUCUCUAUUAUGAAGAGUGACUUUGUGGACAGAGCUAAAGCUCAGAAGCUUAAGGAAAGUUCCCAAGAGUCUCUUGAAUGGAAAAAGUCACUCCCCCGACCUGAAGAAACGGAAUUUCGACGGAAUUACCAGGUCCCAGCUAAAAUGCCUGAGUGUCAGGAUUUCAGUUUGAAAUAUGGCUGCUACUCAAGCCGGCCACGUGCUUCUCAGGGUAUAGUUAGCAGCCUAGUGUUUUCCUUCAGCCCCUCUCAAAUCACAGAGUACCUGGAUAAGGUUUCCUACAAAGACAGACAAAUUCUUGAACGCUUCCUUCGUUCUCACUGUGACGCCAGCCAAGGGAAGACAUGA
This is a messenger RNA of Orycteropus afer afer, 771 nucleotides long. It is a transcript of the gene TEX26, whose product is annotated as testis expressed 26. The transcript has 8 exons. NCBI's taxonomy places the organism in Eukaryota, Metazoa, Chordata, Mammalia, Tubulidentata, Orycteropodidae. The coding region runs from base 1 to 771 and encodes 256 amino acids. The record is from RefSeq and is a predicted model, not a curated record. Gene Ontology annotation, cellular component: cytoplasm.